Molecule: messenger RNA, 408 nt
Organism: Oppiella nova
Lineage: Eukaryota; Metazoa; Arthropoda; Arachnida; Sarcoptiformes; Oppiidae
Source: the annotation of a GenBank genome assembly
AUGAAUUCAAUCGAGUUUUACAUUUCGUGUCAUAUAUUCAAAGAGAUCUUAGAGUGCGUCCAGUAUUUGCAUGAAUUGGAUCCACCGAUAAUUCAUAGGGAUCUCAAACCCGACAAUGUUUUGGUGGCACAAGAAGUCAAGAACAUACACGACCGGGACUUCUAUACUGUGACUGGUCAACAAAGUGGUGCUCCUGUAUAUCAGGCACCAGAAGUUACAAGUGGUAGUCCGCAAUCGUAUUCAUCAGAUAAUGAAGUCUUAAACAAAUGUGUCAUUAAAUUAUGGGAAGUUUUGGUUUCGAUGGCUUUGUAUCCCAAUUGGGAGGACAGACCCGAGUGUAAGGAUGUGUUGAAGACAUACCACGACGAUCGCAAAGCAUACGGAGGCAGAGAUGAACGCAUUAUGUAA